AUGACAGAGUAUUUUGCUUCAAGUCAGCUUGACCAGCUUAGUGCUGCGGAACCAGUCGAAAGAUUAAUUACACAGUACCUUUUAGAGAGGGUUCCGGAGUUCCGUGACCUUAGUGAGCUCCGUCGCAAGGGAUGGGACAACCCCAAGGGUGAUACCUUCUUCAAGAACCAACGUCAGAAUGCCGACAACCCGGAUAAAAAAACCAGUGAAUGGUUCUUCCGUAUGAUGAAACAGAUUGCAGAGGAACUUCACAUUAGCACGGACGCCUUUUCGAUAAAUCCACCAUACGGUCGCAAACCUCGAAUUCUAGAUCUCUGCAUGGCCCCAGGCGGAUAUCUCUACACGGCAUUGCAGAAAGUCCCCGGUGCUGAGGCUCUAGCAUUCAGCCUCCCAACUUCUAACGGCGGCCACCAAGUUCUGUUACGCCAGACUCAGGGUGUCGAAUGUAGAUUUCUCGACGUCACCAUGCUCGCAGCUGAUAUGGGAACGGAUACUAUCCCAGCCUCGCACCCCGAGUCCGAUGGUUUUAUCGAAAGACAACUCCAAGCAAGAGAGAAAUUUGAUCUGGUUUUGUGCGACGGCCAGGUUCUUCGAACCCAUAUCCGCCCCGAAUAUAGAGAGAGCCAAGAGGCAGUAAGGUUGCAUACUGCGCAAUUAGUUCUUGGAUUAGAACACCUUGAGCCGCUUGGAACAAUGGUUGUUCUUCUCCACAAGCUCGAGGCCUACAGGACGGUGUCUGUGAUCCGGAGAUUUUCAACAUUCUCCAAUGUGAAGCUAUUCAAGCCCUCGAAAUCCCAUUGCACUCGGUCCUCCUUUUACAUGGUUGCAACUCACGUGCAAAGCCAGCACGACAAUGCCAUCCGGGCAAUCGCUGAGUGGAAAACGAUGUGGAAUAUGACAACAUUUGGUACAAAGGAAGACUAUCUACGUCACGCUGAGAACGCAAAGAAAGAGGAAUAUGUUCAGUUUGAAAAUUUUGGCCCAGAGCUGGUGCGAUUGGGAAGGGAUAUUUGGAGGAUCCAGCGGGACGCAUUGGCCCGAGCCCCUUUCAUCCGCAACACUCAUUAG
Messenger RNA from Clonostachys solani, 1068 nucleotides. The record is from the annotation of a GenBank genome assembly. Lineage: Eukaryota; Fungi; Ascomycota; Sordariomycetes; Hypocreales; Bionectriaceae.